AUGGGAUACCCGGACCUAGCGACGGCUAUGGUUGAUGACCUUGAUCGCUUAGAGCAUGAGUUUCAGAUGCUUCAUGAGCUCCGGGAUGCAGGAGACGACUGCUCUCCGCUCGCCCGCGCUCCCCGCGAUCCGACGACAGCGCCACCGGCGGUGACGACGAAGUCAAAGACGAGGAAGCCAAUCCUCGAUCGCCGCAGGAUCGCGAGGAAUCUCUCUCCCUUUGCCUCCGGCGCCGUCGGGAACCAGGUCGGCGGCCCCUGCGUCGUCGUCUCCUUCCUCCUCUUAGUCGUCCUCGUGCUCGCUUCGGUCGUCUUCUCUCGCUCUCGAUCCGAUCCUUGCGUGUCGCGCUACGAAUCUUUGCCUAGGGCUAGCUUCUUGAGUGGAGAUCUUGAAGGCCUUGCUUCUGAUUUUGGAUCGCUCGGUGUGCCUUGGUGCAGAUCGAAACAUGGGAAGAAAGUCAAGUGGACCUCAAAGGAUUUGCUUAAAGCUUUGGAGGAGUUUGUUCCAAUCUAUGAGACGCGUCCUAUCAAAAACAAUAUGUAUGGGAUGGGCUUCGAUCACAGUUUUGGUCUGUGGUUCAUGACACGCUGGCUCCAACCGGAGCUGAUGAUAGAGAGUGGGGCUUUCAAGGGGCAUUCUACUUGGGUUUUGAGACAGGCCAUGCCUGAGACAAGGAUCAUAUCAAUUACACCUCGUCACCCAGAAAAGUAUCUCAAGAAGGGACCUGCUUAUGUUGAUGGGAACUGCACUUACUUUGCUGGCAAGGAUUUUGUGGAUUUUGGGAGCAUGGAUUGGAAAAGUAUUUUGAAGAAACAUGGGAUUUCUGAUCUCAGCAAGGUGGUUGUUUUCUUCGAUGAUCACCAGAACGAACUGAAGAGAUUGAAACAAGCAUUAAAAGCUGGCUUACAGCAUCUCAUUUUCGAGGACAACUAUGACACUGGUACUGGAGAUCAUUAUUCCUUGCGGCAGAUAUGUGAUCAAUUCUACAUUAGAGGUGGUGGUCAUAGUUGCUUCAGAGAUGGCGAUGAAGCUAGAAUAAGGAUGAAAAGGAAAAAGUUUUGGGAGAAGGCUGUGGAUGUAGACGAACUAUGUGGGAAGGGGGAAGCAUGGUGGGGUGUUCGAGGACAUAUGCGUGAUGAUUUUAACCACGGUAAUAAGCCGAUCUCCUACUCGGAACAUUUUCAGAACAGCAGGUUUGUGGAAUCAGUAUUAGAUGUGUAUUGGGAACUCCGCGGCAGUGGCAGUCGCCUCUAA
Asparagus officinalis (garden asparagus) is the source of this 1254-nucleotide messenger RNA. RefSeq lists its product as uncharacterized. The transcript has 5 exons. The record is from RefSeq and is a predicted model, not a curated record. The coding region runs from base 1 to 1254 and encodes 417 amino acids. NCBI's taxonomy places the organism in Eukaryota, Viridiplantae, Streptophyta, Magnoliopsida, Asparagales, Asparagaceae.